UUUUCAUUUCUAGUGUGUUGUAAUGCCAAGGAAUCUUUUCUUCAUUUUCUUUUGUUGCUCCAUACUCGGUUUCCAAUACAUAUCCAUACAAUUAAGCCUUAUAUAUGAUCUCAGAAAACUUUCAGGUCGGCUUUCAUGGAAAGUUAAAUUGUUCAUGUUGUAGCUAGUUACUUUUCAUGCUUCUCUGGUCAAAACAAGAAAAUUCUUUUAACAAGGAUUUUUCAAUAUGUGUGAGCUUUUACUGAUGUACUUUCUCUUUCUAAUUUGUUAGCCAUCAUAUCGUUUUCCAAACAAUUUCAACAUGAUUCUGGAAAUUCUUGUGAUGAGAUCAAUUGCAAUUCUCAGUGUUUUUUCCAACCACUAAUAAAUUUCUCAUUUCCUGAGAAAGGUUUAAUUCAAAAUAUUAUUUUCUUUCCUCUUACCUAAAUGGAGAAAAAAGAGUCUGAUCCAAUAAAAAAUGAGAGACGCAAUGGAAUAUCAGAGGAAAAAAAGCUGGAGCUGAGGCUUGGUCCUCCAGGAGAAGCCCAGUCUAUUCACUAUGUUGGUCUCAACAACAAAAUCAAUGGAGCCAAAAGAGUUUGGCAAGAAACAGUCGUAGCAAAGAAAGAAGAGAGAAAGUGGUUGUCAAAAAAUGCUCAAAAUCAGUACCAAGACCUUUCUUUUACUGAGAAAACUGUUGAAAGGGUGUUUCCAACUUCAUGGUCUUCUGCAUCUUUACACUCUUCUGCCUUUCACAUGGAUACUCAGAAGCAGAAUCAACAGCCAAAGCCUACAUAUAUUCAGUACCCUUCGAUCUCUCGCAGGUUAAGUGUUAUGGCGGAGGAGUCACAACAGACAUGUGGCUGUAGAGUGGCAGAGAUGCAGAAUUCAGAUAAGAAGGCAUGCUCUAGUAGACCUGCUAGUGCUUCAGUUUCUACAGCUACAGCUGAGCCCAUUAAUUCUCAGAAAAGAAUCGCAGUUGCUCCUGUUGUUGGGUGGCCUCCAAUCCGUUCGUUCAGGAAAAAUCUCGGAAGCAGAAACUUUUCAAAGCCAGCUCCCAAGUCACCAAAUGAAACUCCAAAGGCGGGGAGUGAUGGUGAAAAAUUGGUAAAUUUGGAACAUCAUAUGUUUGUAAAGAUCAAUAUGGACGGAGUCCCCAUUGGAAGAAAAGUGGAUCUCAAAGUCUAUGAUAGUUACGAGAAACUCUCCUUUGCUAUAGAUGAACUCUUCGGAGAUCUUCUUGCAGCUCAAAGAGAUUAUUCUGCCGCUAAAAAGGAAAACAAGGUGGGGGAUGCAAAAGCAAUCACAGAUUCCUUACAUGAUAGCGGGGAAUAUACUUUAAUUUAUGAGGAUAAUGAAGGGGACAGAAUGCUUGUUGGGGAUGUUCCAUGGCACAUGUUUGUAUCCACAGUAAAGCGGCUACGCGUGUUAAUGAGUUCUGAGAUUUCCACUCUACGACUUACCACCAGUCAGGACGAAAAGACACCACUUUGAUUUUGCAGUGGAAACUGGAAUCUGAGGCAGCUUUAAAGUGGAAUUUUUCCAUUUCUAUGAACCUCAGCUUGGGAUCCUUGUACAGUUGUUUUGCUUUCCAUCUGUACACUAAUGGUGAAUAAGCAGUUGUAACUUCUUGUUUUGUUUUUUUUAUGAACAAGAUUUUAAGAGAUUGUAACAUAGUGUUUCUACGUA
Messenger RNA from Quercus robur (English oak), 1668 nucleotides. Its product is annotated as auxin-responsive protein IAA26-like. Lineage: Eukaryota; Viridiplantae; Streptophyta; Magnoliopsida; Fagales; Fagaceae. Bases 427 to 1473 code for a protein of 348 amino acids. Gene Ontology annotation, biological process: regulation of DNA-templated transcription. The record is from RefSeq and is a predicted model, not a curated record. Gene Ontology annotation, cellular component: nucleus. The transcript is spliced from 5 exons. Gene Ontology annotation, molecular function: protein binding.